Lucilia sericata (common green bottle fly) is the source of this 2967-nucleotide messenger RNA. RefSeq names its product probable ATP-dependent RNA helicase CG8611. The record is from RefSeq and is a predicted model, not a curated record. Gene Ontology annotation, biological process: ribosome biogenesis. Lineage: Eukaryota; Metazoa; Arthropoda; Insecta; Diptera; Calliphoridae. Gene Ontology annotation, cellular component: nucleus. Gene Ontology annotation, molecular function: nucleic acid binding; ATP binding.
AGCAAAACAAAAACGAAGAAGCACAUUGUAGCAAAACAAUCAAAAUAAACUAACACGUUUUUGAAAAAGAACAAAAUAAUUUACAAAUUGCAUUUUUAAAUUGAAAGAAUAUUAAGAUAUUUUAAUAAAACAAAAUGACUAUUGAACUAAAUUUAACCACAGCUCCCCAGCCCAGACGUAGUAAACCGGAGGAAAAAGUGAAGCCUUUAGCAGAAAAACCUAAAAAAAUUAAAGGUUCCUCUUCCUCAAAUGGAUUUUCUUUCGAAUUUGGCGGAGGGACACAAAAAGUGAAAGCCUUAGUGGCUAGAAAACGCCAGCCAGCUAAAAGUGGGGACUCUGAGAAACAAGAAGCCUCAAACCUUAAAGUGGCACCCAAAUCUAUAGCCAUACGUAAAAAGGCGGUAGCUAAACCUGCUGCAGCAGAUAUUGCUACUAAAUCUAUAGCUUUAAAACGUAAAGUAGAAACUCCGAAAAAAGAAACAUCGUAUAAACAACACUCCGACAAUGAAUCUGAUCUGGACACUUAUCUACAAAUGGCCAAACCGACAACAAAACCUGCUGCCUCUGAUUUAAUGUUAAAUAUCUGUACCUCCCCCUCCACCACGAAAUUCCAACCAAAACAAAAACUUUCACAGCAAGAACGUAUACAACAGAAGCGUAAUGCUCGCAAAGGUGAUGGUGUCCUCAACAAACACACCUUAAGCCACAAAGAGAUACGAACGGGCAUUAAGAAAUUUUCACAAAAUCCCAAUCAAAAACCUCGUGCUUCCGAUAUUUUCGAACAAAACGAACGUGAAUCGAGGGAAGCUUUAAAAAAGGAAACAGAGGGUGAUGAGAAGGAAGAAGAAGUUAAGGAACCUUUAGAAUUGGGUGAAGUUGAUGCGACUGCUCGCAAAUCGAAUGCUUUUAGAGUUAAACGUCCCGGUGAUUCAAGUGUACGUAAAAUUGGUCUUUAAAGAUCACCCGAGAAAAUUGAAUUAGGUCAACGUUUGGUACGGCCUAUAAGGGAGACUUUUGAUGGUUGUAAAUUGGAUUCGAUAGGCUUACAUGAUCAUACUGUUAAGAAGUUGUCGGAAUUUACUCGGUAUUACGCAAUUGACUACAGUGCAGCAGAAGUGUUGCCAAAGGCUUUGGAAGGUGAGUCUCUUCUGGUCGUUUCCCCCCUGGUUCGGGUCCCCCUCUCGCCUGCUUUACCCAUUGUCGAAAAGCUUCAGGAAAUAAGGCCCCGUGAUAUGGGUAUAUUGGCAAUAGUUAUAGUGCCUACCAGAGAAUUGGCCAUACAAACUUAUGAACUUUUCCAGAAGUUAGUAAAACCAUUUACAUGGAUUGUUCCCGGCGUUCUAAUGGGUGGUGAAAGACGUAAAGCUGAAAAGGCUAGAUUACGUAAAGGCAUCAAUAUUCUAGUGGGUACUCCGGGACGUUUGGUGGAUCAUUUAUUACAUACUGAAACCUUUAAAGUAAAUAAAGCUAAAUUCCUUGUACUCGAUGAAGCAGAUCGUAUGUUGGAAAUGGGUUAUGAGCGAGAUGUUAAGCAAAUUGUAGAGGGUAUUGAUAAGCAGCGUACGGAAAGUGCUAAGGAGGAUAUGGAGGCUGUAAAACCCAUACAAAGAUUAUUAUUGUCGGCCACCUUAACAGCUGCUGUUCAAAAAUUAGCUGGUUUAACGCUAAAUGAACCAAUAUUCAUUGAUAAUAGUGAUGAAGAUCCUAAAAAAGCCAUAACCACUGUUAAUGGUUAUGAUAAGGAGAGUAUAGAAGCUGCCACCGCGGAAUUAUUAGAUGGUGAAGAUUCUACGGGUAUUCUAACUAUACCAGAGAAUCUGAAACUGAGUUAUAUGGUGGUUACACCCAAAUUACGUUUGGUAACGUUGGCUGGCUUGUUGGCUAGAGAAUUUCGAGGAAAGGAUAAAUUUAAAGCUUUAAUCUUCAUGAGUACCAUGGAAAUGGUUAAUUUUCAUCAUGAUCUUUUAAAUGAACAAUUAACCAGAAGGGUACUCGAUGAAGAUGAUGAAGAAUUGGCCAAUGAAAUGUCUGAAGAUGAGGGUGAAGAUCCCCUGUUAAAGGGCUUAAGAUUCUUUAGACUACAUGGUUCCAUGUCCCAAACAGAAAGACAGGGUGUAUUCAAAGGUUAUAGAGAAUGUAAAUCUGGAGUUUUAUUGGCCACCGAUGUGGCGGGUCGUGGCAUAGAUGUGCCUGAAAUUGAUUUAGUCAUACAGUAUUCGCCUCCCCAAAAUACCGCCGAUUUUGUGCAUCGAGCUGGUCGUUCUGCUCGUGCUGGACGUAGUGGUCGUGCUGUUUUAUUUUUAACACCCAGUGAAGUGCAAUUUGUACGUUAUUUGGAAAAUAAACGUAUACGCAUUUCUCAGGUCGAUAUGGAAGACUAUUUAAAAGCUCUCGAUGAAGUCGAUAAUGAAUCGCAUUCAUUGCAAGAAGCUGCCUCAAAUUUACAACAUAAAUUCGAAGAACUUAUAGCAGAUGAUAAGGAAAUGCAUGGAAAAGCCUGUAAAGCCUUCGUAUCAUGGACUAAGUUCUACACUACCUUCCCUAAAGAAUUGAAACCCAUAUUUAAUGUAAAAAAUGCUCAUAUGGGUCAUUUCGCUAAAAGUUUUGGCCUAAAAGAUCAACCCACCUCGUUUACGAAAAAACAUUCUAUGCCAAAACCAGCACCACCCACAAAUCGUCUAACAUACACAGAAAGAGAUCCCGAGAAAAUCAAACAAGAGAAAAAGGCUAGAAAACAUCGUUUUGGCACUACGGUUAAUGAUGGUGGUGUACGCACCAGUAAUCGUCCGGCUCCAAAUAGAUUGGCUAAGAUGAUUCCAACCUCUAGAUCUUUGACUAUUUCAGAAUUUGACAGUGGUUUGCCAGCGGCUAAAAAACGUAAAAACUAAUUGUUUUAUAUUUAUUUUAAAUAAAAAAUAUUAGUUGUACCAGUUAUAUUUUAAUAAAAAGUUUAUUUUUUGAACUAUA